This is a messenger RNA of Impatiens glandulifera, 1061 nucleotides long. RefSeq names its product FACT complex subunit SPT16-like. The record is from RefSeq and is a predicted model, not a curated record. Gene Ontology annotation, molecular function: nucleosome binding. Gene Ontology annotation, cellular component: FACT complex. Lineage: Eukaryota; Viridiplantae; Streptophyta; Magnoliopsida; Ericales; Balsaminaceae. The transcript has 2 exons. Gene Ontology annotation, biological process: transcription elongation by RNA polymerase II; positive regulation of transcription elongation by RNA polymerase II. Bases 1 to 975 code for a protein of 324 amino acids.
AUGUUCAACGUCCCUGGAACUCCUUUCAGUUCACCCGAGAGUAGUAAUAUUGACGUUAGGGAUGCAUAUUUCAGAUGUAAGGAUCCGAGGCAUUUAAGUGACUUGGUACAGAAGAUUGAAACUUUACGCAGGCAGGUGACUUGUAGAGAAUUGGAGAAGGCCGAGAGGGCGACGUUAGUCACUCAGGAGAAGCUUCAGCUAGGAAAAUUUAAACCGAUAAUGCUAUCGGGUCUAUGGAUUCGCCCCACUUUUUACGGGUGGAAUCGGGAAGGGACUCUCGAGGCGCAUGCGAACGGGUUUCGUUACUCGACAUCAUCAUCAUCGAGAUCAGAUGAAGGCGUCGUCGAUAUCAUGUACGCGAAUGUGAAACACGCUUUUCAUCACCCUGCGAUGGAAAAGAAGAUGGUUGCUCUACUUCACUUCCAUCUGCACAACCACAUAAUGGUGGGAAACAAGAAGACGAAAGACUUUCAGUUCUCUGUCCAAGUGAUUGAACUCGUGAAGAACCUGUGGAGCAGUAAGAUUAGAAUCAACACCGACUUCCAAAACUUUGUUAACCGAACGAACGUGCUGUGGGGACAGCCGCAGUUUCAAGGUCUCCAGUUUAUAGAGGACGGCUGGUGGGAGUUUCAUAACAUGUUUAUAGAGGACGGCCGGUGGGAGUUUCUUAACAUGGAGGAUUUAGUUUCGGAUUCGGACAACUCCCAGGAGUCCUCCCACCACGGAUAUGAAUCGGAUGAUGGGCAGUCGGAAUCCGAAGAUGAGGAUGAUAGCGAGGAAUUGUUGUUGGUGGAGUAUGACGACAAAGAGGAAGAUGACUCCGACGAGGGAUCGGAGGAAGAAGCGAGUAAAGCCGAUAGAGAGAAAGGGGCGGAGGAGGAGUCUGAUAGUGAAGAAGAGGAGAGUAAACGGAGGAGUAAUACUAAUAAUCAUCAUCAUCAAGGCGGGAUGGCGAAAAGACCCAAAUUCAGAUAAGCACAGACGCAGGAUAUGAUUGUCUUCAAGCCUAAUGAUCCAAAGUCUUCACAAAGGCUUAAUAUAGCGUUUCAACUUAUAACAGG